Molecule: messenger RNA, 891 nt
Organism: Rodentolepis nana
Lineage: Eukaryota; Metazoa; Platyhelminthes; Cestoda; Cyclophyllidea; Hymenolepididae
Source: the annotation of a GenBank genome assembly
AUGAACGUUCAAACAGGUGUAUUAAAACAAACGAUUUACCAUGUCAAGGCAUUGAUGAAGAAACGACAAAUUAAAAGCACUGGAAAGGAUUUAUUUGAUCUUGUCUGCGGUACUUUCGGCCUUAGGGAGACCUGGUAUUUCGGGUUGCAGUCGUACAUUCUCGUCAGUGAUGGAAGUGUGAAGUACCUUAAUUGGCUUAAGCCAGACAAGUUUUCUUACUUUUUCCAUGCCAAAUUUUAUCCCGAAGAUGUUGAACAUGAGCUAAUUCAGCCCAUUACAAAGCAUUUAUUUUAUCUUGAGGUGAAAGAUAAAAUUGAGAACCGCGGACGUCUUAGUCACCUCGGUGAUGCCGCAUUUAUACAACAGUCAUUGGAGGCAGCAAUCCAUCUUACUGUUCUUUCAGCACAGAUUGAAUUUGAAGACUUUGGAGAUAAUGAGAUGGAGGAUGAAACGGAACAGCUGGCUCUGUCAAAACGAUUACUUCGGCUUCUUCCUAAAUAUCUCUCAAUUAAUGUUCAAGUUAAUAACUCCAUAGCACAACGCCUCAAAGAAUGCUACAUGAACAAUAGAGGUCUAUCAAGGUCUGUCUUAUGUGAUGAAAGCGACGACGACGACGGUAGCAGCAGCAGCAGCAGCUCCGAUACCGACGAUGAUGGUGACAGUUCUGAGGACGACAAGGAGUCUAGCAAUGACGAAGUCGACGAUUCCGAUGGUGAAGAAUUGGACGCUCAACUCGAACAGGUCUUGCUUGCCCGCAAAGCCUCUGCCAAGGCUCUGAAGAAACCGGGUGCUAAGCGCAACUGGAUGGCAGCAAAUAUCAAAAAGGGAAAGAAAAGACCUUCUGGAACCAUGCCUAAAGUUUUGCCGGUUCCUACAAAGCGCAGGAAGUAA